Molecule: messenger RNA, 831 nt
Organism: Cryptococcus wingfieldii CBS 7118
Lineage: Eukaryota; Fungi; Basidiomycota; Tremellomycetes; Tremellales; Cryptococcaceae
Exons: 3
Coding region: 1-831 (276 amino acids)
Source: RefSeq, a predicted model, not a curated record
AUGUCGUCGAACAACAUCCUCAUCGUCGGGGCCACCGGCAAACAAGGCGGCGCUACCGUCCAGGCCCUCCUCUCCCAGAUCGCAUCUCUCUCUCCCAGUCUCACUCCCCCCACCAUCCGCUUCACCACUCGGUACCCUUCCUCCUUCGCUGCCCGAGUCCUAGCUUCAUCGGGUGCCUCCUCCAUUCGCGCCAACCUCAGCUCCAUCGACGAUCUUCAUUCGGCCUUGCAAGGCAUCGAUGUCGCCUUUCUAGUCACAGACAAAGAUGCCGGGGAAGAAAAGGAAGUUGAAAUGGGUAUUCGCUUUGUUGAAGCUGCGAAAAAAGUCGGCGUCAAGCAUGUGGUAUUCGCGAGUGUCGCCGAUGCGGAUGUGGCGAGCACAGUGCCUCACUUCCGUACCAAAUACAAGAUCGAACAAGCUCUGAUCGAGUCCGGCCUUUCUCACACUAUCCUUCGGCCAGUGGUAUUCAUGGAAAACUUUCCCCAAACCCCAUCCGCCUCCCAAACAAUCAACGUCAGCGCCUUCUUCUCCACUUUCGUCCCCAAACCCCUCGCCCUUAUCUCCACCACCGACAUCGGCCACUUCGCCGCUCUCGCGCUCCUAAAUCCCACCUCCCCCCCUUUCAAAAACCAAAUCAUCCCCCUCUCUUCUGGCGUUUAUAGCGUCAAAGAUUGGGAGAAGGCGACAGAAAAGGCUGGGAGGAAAGGAUGGUUCUGGACGCAAGGGGCGGUGGGGAAGGUUGUGUGGUUGACUCUGUCGGUGACUUAUAGGAGGAUGACUGAAUGUGAGUUGGGGCUUGUCCCGCCGGUACCUCGCGACGACAUAACAUGA